Molecule: messenger RNA, 2555 nt
Organism: Lutra lutra (Eurasian river otter)
Lineage: Eukaryota; Metazoa; Chordata; Mammalia; Carnivora; Mustelidae
Gene: VSIG1
Product: V-set and immunoglobulin domain containing 1
Exons: 8
Coding region: 32-1375 (447 amino acids)
Biological process (GO): maintenance of gastrointestinal epithelium; epithelial cell morphogenesis
Cellular component (GO): plasma membrane
Source: RefSeq, a predicted model, not a curated record
CCUACCGCUGUGCUCCGGGAACACUAGCACAAUGGUGUUCGCAUUUUGGAAGGUCUUUCUGAUCCUAAGCUGCCUUGCAGGUCAAGUUAGUAUGGUGCAGGUAACCAUCCCAAACAGUGUUGUGAAUGUGACUAUUGGAUCUGAUGUCACACUUGUCUGCACCUACACCAGCACUGUGGCCUCCCGGGACAAGCUCUCCAUCCUGUGGUCAUUCUUUCACAAGAAGGACUUGCCACCAGCUUCCCACAGCCCGUGCCUCAAUACUGAGGGUAUGGAGGAAAAGGCAGUCAGUCAGUGUCUAAAUAUGGCGCAUGCAAGAGACGCUCGGGGAAGAUGUAGCUGGACCUCUCAGAUUUACUAUUCUGAAGGUGGACAAGCCGUAGCCAUCGGGCAAUUUAAAGAUCGACUUGUAGGGUCCAACGAUCCAGAUAACGCCUCUAUCACCAUUUCACAUAUGCAGCCAGCAGAUAGUGGUAUCUACGUCUGCGAUGUUAACAACCCCCCUGACUUCACCGGAAAUAAUCAAGGCAUCCUCCAAGUCAAUGUGUUAGUCAGACCUUCGAAGCCCUUUUGUAGCAUCCAAGGAGUACCAGAAACUGGCCAUCCAAUAUCUCUUUCUUGCCUCUCUGUGCUCGGGACACCGUCCCCUGUAUAUUACUGGUAUAAACUCGAAGGUGGAGACAUCAUCCCAGUGAAAGAAAACUUCAACCCAGCCACUGGGACUUUGGUUAUUGGAAAUCUGACCAGUUUUGAACAAGGUUAUUACCAGUGCACGGCUAGCAACAACCUUGGCAACAGUUCCUGCGAAAUUGAUCUAACUUCUUCCCAUCCGGAAGUUGGAAUCAUCGUUGGGGCGCUGGUGGGUACCCUGUUGGGUGCUGCCAUCAUCACCUCUGUUGUGUGCUUCGCAAGGAGCAAGGCCAAGGCCAAGGCAAAGGGGAAGGAAAGGAAGAGAAAUUCAAAAACCAGCCCAGAACUUGAACCAAUGACAAAGAUAAACCAAAGUGCAGAGCUCGAGGCAAUGGCAGGGGAACAUGCUCUCCAACUCGAAGCGACUCUGCCACCUUCUGGCCACGAGAAUGACCCCGCUACCACCCUGGGUCCAGAUCAUGAGCCGACCCCGGAGCCGGAGCCUGAGUCUGUCCGGGAGCCAGCCCCACAGCCUGGCCCAGAGCAAGAGCCUGUCCCAGAGCCAGAGCCUGUCUCAGAGUCGGAGCCUUUCCUGGAGCCGGAGCCUGUCCCGGUGCCUGAGCUGGAUACAGAGCUGGAGCCAGAGACAGAGCCAGAGCUGGAGCCGGAGCCAGAGUCUGAUCCCGAGCCCGGGAUUGUAACGGAGCCCUUGUGCGACAGGGAAAAGGGAGUGAAUAAGCCAUAGGCUGGUAGCCAAGUACAGUGUUCAUCAGUAGGGAACCCAUUACUGGCAUUUGGAGUUGCCCUAACCAGUCUCCCACCACGUCCCUCUCUUCUGACCUGCCCUCUUCUAACAAGGUGCUCUUGCCUUUGAUCCAGAAUAAAUAGGUCAAGAUAAAUGCAAGGGUUCCUCUGUUACUUACACUCUAACAUGUAAGUGUAACUAAUGACAAAGCAAGUGACUUUCUAAUUCGGUUGAAGGCAUUUUGCAGCAAUAUCUACAUUGUCCUUUGGAAAAUCUCAUUUCUCUAUUUUCAGCUACUCUGUUACAUUCCGCAUGCACACGUGACAAGGUGGCAUUAACUGGAUUCAAUGCUAUUCCUAGGAUCAGUUGGUAAGGGCUUCCCUAAUUCAUUUUCACAAUGGCCACAAAGACAAGAAUUUGCCAGCAUUCUUUGAGAGAGAUGGGAGCGGGGAGAAAUCCUCAAAAAUUCCAGAGGAGGAUAUGUAAAGGGUACCUAUUCAAACGAGGUCUUAAAAAUCAGUGCUUCAUUUAUCAUAUUAGAUUUCCCAAGGAACCACCCUGCUAUACAAGAUCUUGAGCACAGCAAAAUUUUUAAAUAACCUAAUUUUUAAAUGCAAGAUGAUGUACAGGCAAACAAUUCCAAAUAACGUGUUCGUCGGUGAUCACAAAAUGUUAGGAUCAUGGGUGAUGUACAAUUUAGCUUCUAAUGAGAUGUUAUCACUCUGUCUGAUCCUAUCUACUUUAGAAGGGCCAGAAUAGGAAACUGUUCUAAAUGAACACUUAAGAUCUGUUUUAGAAAAUCUGAACUAAUUAUUUAAUCUGUUUCACUGUUGGGAUAUUCCACGUUAAUAGAUACCAUUUUUGUAUAAAUGCUAACUAUUAACUAACAUGCUAAAAUGUUUUCUCCAUUGAUCAUAUUUUCCCCACAUUCCACUUGAAGAAAUUUAUGGGUAGACUUUCUCAUUUGUGUAAUCAGAUUUUAAAUCUUAUUUUGAGGCUCAAUAAAAUCUUAUUUGAAUGAUCCUAAGGUAAAUCUUUGAUUAAUGUUAUCGACAUAUACUUCAUGUACAAUAAAGCACACCCAUUUCACGUGUAUCAUUUGAUGAGUUUUGACAGAUGUAUACGCCCAUGAAACCACCACAGCUUAAAUAGAGCAUUUCCACCGAUCCAAAGUGUUUUU